AUGUCCGUCACAUCGUCGCCUCAACAGGACAUCCAAGCGCUGUUGAGGCGGCGUAGUCUCACGGUUGUACCCCAGGACCAGCAAAACAUUCUGGACAAAGACGGCGCAUGGGCCGUGGAGGGUAAUCAGCGUCAGGGUCAACCUCAUGUGCCCAACCAUGUGCUGGAGACUAUUACGGAAGCUUUUUUGCGAAGAAAGGAGCGCAAGAGCAAGCUGGUGAAUAUAAAUGAACUACCCGAGUCGUUUCAACUAAGCAGUGACGGGGGAAACGAUGAGAGUGCCAAGAAGCACGGAACCGUCAAUGCAGAUGACCUCCCUAAUGCUAUCCAAUGUCACAGUGUGGACAGAAUAGUUGAGAGCGUCGAGGAUCAGGUGAACAAGGAACAGCAAGAUGCCGGCGAUGAUGAACAAAGCGAUGGCCAGUCCUCAACCUCCUCGGAAGCCCAUAGCCGUUUAACAUGGUCGACUUCCCCAGAUCGAGGUGCUCGAGAACGCCCCCUAACAACACCGAGUCAAUCACAAGCUGUCCAGGAAACCCCAAUACCCAAUCCGAGGCCAGGACUUCUCAAUACGCUUCCCCAGCCAGAACCCCAUCGUCUGGCCGUGAGAACCGCGAAAGAAGAUGAGGAAGAGGAAGACGAAAUGGACAUGCGACUCCCACAAGCUCACGAGCAACCUGACGUCAGGAUUAACCUAGAAUCCACCCGGCGGCAAGUAAAAUCCACGCCCGCCAUGAAUAUAGCCUCACAAGUCGUGGAAACCGAAACUCCGCCCUGUGCUCAACCAAACCAAGACGUCAUCCCCUACACCGUGGAUUCAAACCGGGUCUCUGCUCGCAUUGACCCCGGAACACCACAAAAGCGGCGUAAGAGAUUUAAGAUGUACGAUAUAAACACCACUCCAGUCAAGCCCGUCAACGCAUCAACAUCAUUCACCCGUCUCCCCAACACAUUACGCAUAAAAGAAGUAGAAAGCUCGCUAUCUACCUCAUCCAGCUCCCUCAUCCCAGCUACAUGUUUAACAGCAUCAACCCAAAACUCAACCACCGCCGCCCCUCCCCUUGCUUCACCCAUCCCUCUCCCAAACCCCAAUGACCACGAACCUCGCUCCCUUGCGCCUACAACAACAUGUAUACCUACAGAAUCUCAAGCGCACUCCGUCAAUCCGCGAAUCUCUCCCGUCACCGCUUCAAACCCCUAUAUCCUCUUCACAACCACGUACCCGUCCUACCCUUCGCAGAACGGCACCCUCAAAAAUUUCGUCAAUGCCUGCAUCUGCCUCGAAUUCCUCGCAUCAGGGCGUGCCCUCCGCGAAUUCCUCUACGACGAUUUCAUUCGCGCCUAUUCUGCAGAAUACCGGAAAUACGUGACCGGUGCGCGGGCAGGACAGGAGCCCUUGCCCGCAGUUGAAUGGUUCAACAUGCUACAAGGGCAGCCAGAGUACAGCAAGAUGGUGAUUACGAAGCAAAAUUUACAACAUGUGCUGGACAUGUUUCCGGAUGAGGUUGCCAGGACAAGGCGAUAUCUUUCCCACAAGACCAGGGAACCUGGGAACGAGAAGGCGGUGGAAGGGCGGGGAAAGCCACUGAGUAGAGACCACGUUGUGAAUGCCGAUGUCCCGACACCAGACAUAUCGCCCCCUCGACCUGCCAAGAGGCAACGUCGUUCACCACCGUCGCCGGAAUUAGGGUCCGAUGCGCAUGAACCGCGGGAUGCAGCACCCCCGUCACCCGUGAGGUCGAAAGCACCGAAGGCAUCCCAGUAUUUUGAGAGAUUAGCAUCAGCUACUAAAAGUGACGCGCGGAAGCAGAGAUCCGCUGAAGAACGGAAGGCCCUGCUACGAGAACACAUCAGAAGGAAGAAGGCCAGUGGUGUGCUGAGUUCACGGAGUCGGCAUGGUUCGACGUAG
This is a messenger RNA of Metarhizium brunneum ARSEF 3297, 1908 nucleotides long. RefSeq lists its product as uncharacterized. NCBI's taxonomy places the organism in Eukaryota, Fungi, Ascomycota, Sordariomycetes, Hypocreales, Clavicipitaceae. The record is from RefSeq and is a predicted model, not a curated record.